GCCUCAAGUGCGAGGAGGAACGACGACGGUUGAGGAUUCCGGGAGGUCGACGACGGUAGCAACAGGACCUAAUAGCGAGAAGACCAGCGAGGGAGUUACGCGUGAACCCAGAGAGAAUACUGUGGGUGCGAAAGCCACGGAAGAGCCCACCAAGUCCCGGUCCAUCUGGUGAAUCCUGACUCCGAUUCCGAGGGACCGGUACGGAGGGUCACGAAUCCAGGAAACGCCGAAACACAGCCGGUUAGGCCGCAGCUUCGGGCUCUACUGACAACAGUAUCCUGUAAAUCGCGAUUUGCACAGAACACGGCGGAGAUGAGUUAGGGCAACAGCAGCCUUCCCCCUCUGACUGCUGAGAUCCGAAUUGAGGCACUGCGGGAAAAGCUGAGCCCCGAAAAUCGACCUAAACACCGUUAGGUCCAUUAGUUUGUUUUGAAGUAAAUGUGGUAAUACUGUGUGGUAAGAAGCCGGGUUUUCAGAGGUCCGGAUAUAGGAAGCAGUGAAGGAAGUGACUGUAUGCCUUACUUUGGAAUUAUCUCUGCUUAUUCCAGCCCCACCAAGAUGUAGCAUACUUUGGAGAGAAGAAAGGGGUUGCAUACCAGGGAUAUGAAACCAUUACAUAGAAAAGGUGACUUUCACCGCUCUUCACCAGGCAAACUUUUGUUCCCUUGAGCAAGUUUGCUUUGAUGUACUUAGGACUCCAAAUGAGACACAAGGAUGUGAUAUGAACAGAUUUUAUGCAAGGCUGUGGGAUGUGCCCAGCAGGUCAAGCUGUACUAAUGGAAAGAGAGGAAAAACUAAACCAACAUCACAGAUGGAUGUCUUUUGACAGAAGUGGCCAGUUCUGAUAGAGAAACAUAAACUUGGAGAGUACAAUAUUGCGACUGGAAAGCUGCAAUGUGCCCAGACAGAAGAUGUGAUGUUGUUCCUCAAACUUCCAUUGGACCUCAAUGUAACAUCCAGGAUAUCACAGACAGUUUGCAGUGGGAGUAGGAUUGCAACCAUGCAUCUCAAGCCAUACCCAAAGCUACAAAAGAAAGAUGCAUCUCUUGAAUCAAGCCAGGAGGCACUCAGAGAGCUCCAUUCAAGCCACCAUACAACUGUAGGGGUUGAAAGAUGCCAAUCCACCUGCAACAAACCAUUGUGUUGUAAAUCCUUUGCUUUGGCAUCUCACAUCAGCUUGUGGUGUCCAAGACCUUUUAGUUUCAUUUCUCAAAAUAAAAUGUGCAAUAUGAGGAAUCCAGCUGAUAAUGUUAGCUUUAAGGGAAGAAAGAAACACAUGUCUGAAAACAUUCUGCCUCCUUCAAUUCAUCAGGAAGAAGGGGAGGCACAAUUGGAUAUCUGGGCUGUCAUAAAACCUGGUAACACAAAGGAGAAAAUUGCCUUCUUUGCAGCACAUCAAUGCAAUAAUAGGACGAGUUCCAUGAAAUUAAAAAGCAGUUGGGAUGCCGAGGUCACAACUGCUAAACGCAGAAGGAAAUCUAUUGAUCUAGAGAAAGUAAAAAUUCAACCAAUGAGAAAAGAUAGUGUAAAGGAUAUUGACAGACGAUAUUUGCGUGCUGACCCACAAACAACCAGUAACUGUGAUGAGAAUUCAAAUGUAAAUCUUGAUAAACAAAAUGCUGAUGGACAUUGUCAUAGCAGCUCUCUUUCUGUAGCAGAAAUGGUGGCUCUUCUAGAACAAAGGGCAAAUUCUCUUCUCCCCGACUGCAGCAAAAUGUUUACAAAUGCCAAUGCUCACUUGCCAAGUAUUGCGCAUUCAAAGGUAGGGUCCCCAUCAGUAGAAGCCAUUUCACACACAGGAUCUGAGUCUGGUUUAAGUCACAAAAAGUCCACAGAAAAUAAAAAACUACAGGGUGAAUAUGUUCGAGUUAUAGAAGUAAUAGCUAAGCUUGAAUCUGAGUGCUUAAAAAAUCAGCACAACAGAAAUGGAGAAGCUAGGAAUAAUAGCUUUCGGAGAGGGGUGGGGAGAGUUUUGUUGACUAAUCCGCACCUUUCAGAAGAAAGUACCAAGAGUACAGGCAUAAUUAGAAAAUCAACUGGUGCACCCAGAACAGUUGAUAACAUUGGGCAAAGCAAAGAACAAUGCAGCCACAUAAGCUCAAACUAUACUAAACCAUGCACUGAACCACAGGAUAAUGUUCCAUCUCUAGCUAUUAACUUUUCUGGUGUGGUAUUUGAUCUCUCUUCUAAAGAGGCUUCAUUAACCCACAAGGAAGCAACAUCAUUGCCAAAUAGUACCAGAGAACAUUGCAGUAGUGAUGUUGAGAUAUCAGUGGAGUCCUGUAAUAGCCCAUCACUGUGUUGGGAGAUGGACAAUAAGUUUGUAUCAAACUUUACUUUAGCAGAGAAUGGUAUGGGUGAAUAUGCAAAUAACUUUAUUGUCAAUGAGUUAGAGUCCUGUGUGGUGGAUAGGAAUAUGGUUAAGAGGGUGAAGGAAGCAACAGAAUGUACAUCAGUAACUAGAUUUAAUCCUUGUGAGGAACCCCUUCCUGGAGAACUAUUUUUCACACUUGAACAGUCCCACAUGGAAAACUUGGAUUCAAUUGAAAAUACUACUGAGGAAAUCCUGGAUAUUGCACAUUGCAGGGAUGACUUUCUGAUUGCUGAAAGCAGAACAUUUAACAGAAGUUGCUCAGAAGCGAAUCAGAGCAAUUCUCUUACACCUUUUGGAACUAUGUACCCUUCAUUAACUGAGCCCUUUCCUCUAAGAAGGCAAGUAUCUCAUGAGUUCCUAGAAACUCGCUUCAAAAUCCAACAGCUUCUUGAGCCUCGGCAAUACAUGGCCUUUUUGCCACACCACAUCAUGGUGAAGAUUUUCAUGUUCCUUCCUACCAAAACCCUGGCAGCUCUCAAAUGCUCGUGCCAUUAUUUUAAGUUCAUUAUAGAAAACUAUGACAUUAGAGCAACAGAUUCGCGCUGGGUCUGUGACCCACGAUACAAAGAUGAUCCAUGCAAGCAAUGUAAAAAGCAUUACUCAAAGGGGGAUGUGUCACAAUGUCGGUGGCACUCAAAACCCUAUUAUAAAGUUGUACCCUAUGGGCGUUCUUACUGGAUGUGUUGUUGGCAGACAGAAAAAGAUUCACCAGGCUGUAAAAUUGGGCUUCAUGAUAAUAACUGGGUGCAGUCUCAUAAUCACAUGCAACAAAUAUGUGAAAAAGUAUAGAGUGAAGAAGAAGAAAUAUGUCAUUUAAAAAAAAUGAUGAAUUUGGUUUAGUCUGACUGGGGAUAUAAAAUAUUGUUAUUGAAUUGUUUGCUUCCUAUAGAAAUUGGAAUAUUUUAUUGGUUCUGCACUGUUUACAUUGUACAGUAUGAACAUAUUAGCUUAUGUGAAUCUGCAUGAACCAAACUGCAGCAGCCAAUAGCUGUGAGAAGUGCAGUAUUUGCUCUAUCAUGUGUUUGAUUUAUGAUAGUAUUGUACUGUUAAUGUAGCUGGCACAGCAACAAACCACUACAAUGCAGCUAUAUCAGUGUCGCAGUUAGUCUGUUUUAAGUAAUGGUCUUUCUUUUGAAUAGAUUGUGUAUUCUACCUAAAAUUACAUUUAAGUGCAAAAAUAUUGGCAUGGAAAUGAAUAAAUCUAAACAAAAUUGGCCACCUGAGACCUCCUGAGAAUUAUGAUGAGCAAGUGUUGCUUUACAAUGUUAGGGCAAGUACAAAAAAUUGUUAGUGGCACUGCAGAAUUACAGGUUAUGCAAAAUGAAAACUGGUUGAAAGUUAGUCGCAUUGCUUGAAUUGACACUGUCAGUGUACAGCAAUGCUUACUUUGGAUUAAUGAGUCUCAAAUUUUUUGGGGGGAGGGUUUUUACUGGUCUUAAAGUUUUGGUGGCAUAUGUGGAGAGUUAUAUGAACUAUUGUGUAGUGAUCAUUUUAGUGAGGUGGAUGUUUUAAUAGGAUUUACCAAUUUUGUGUUAAUAGCAUAUAACUCAACUGUACAUCAAAAAUAAAAUUCAUUGUGCCAUGGCAAACAAUUCUUUGGUCCAAUUGAUAUAACUUGAUCAUAAUUGAAAUCUUGUUUGCUGACAAGAAAUAAGUAUUUUAAACAAAGCUUUCCAUGAAAGAGAUCUAACUCAGUCCUUAUGCCGAGGUAUUAUAGAGGACUGUGGGAAGAGGAAAAAGGACCUCAACCCCAUGUAUAUCAGGAAUGGCCCAUGUUGAAAUCCAAACAACAUAAUAAAUUGCCAGGCUUUAAUAUAAAUAUUUGAGCUUUAGCAUCUAAAAUAAAACUUGAUCUGUUUUUAUGUUUUGAGUUCCAGUAAAAAGUCCUGUUCCUGCUUAACUUUAAAAAGAUUAAUUUUAAUCUUUAUUGUUUAUUUUUCCUAUCUCUCCCUGACUUGUUAAAAUUAUGAGUGGAGUUUUUUUUUACGUGUUUGUGUUUUAAAAUCUGACCUGCAGUGUUUCCCUUCAAAGGGAAGGGAAUUUGAUUAAAAGAAAGUCUCAAUCCAAGUCCUGGUAUGAAUAACUAUUUAUUUUCUUAAGUCUGUAUAUAAAUGGAAUUUUAUUUUCACAGUAUUAUACUUUUUUCUCAAACUGCAUUAAUAGAAAUUCCAAAAACCCUGAAACAGUUGAACUUUUAAGACCAAAGCAGGAAAUAUUUACCAGGACAUGCUCAAUGGAAAGAGGAAAAAUGGGGUUCUGAAAAAUGAAUACUUUAUUCCUUUCUCCGCGGAUGCUCCUGAUUGGCUCAGUAUUUCUCCUCCCAUGCAAUAUUUUGAUUUUUAUUUGUUGCUACUCCCAAGUCUAAAUGUAAGGAUGCUGUAGAGAUACUCAUUUUGCGAAAUAAAUCUUUAAAGUGCUUUUAAUACUGCUUUUGCAAGCUUGGGGUACACAAUUGCAUAUUUGUACAUUUUUGUUUGUUAUUGGAGCUAGAAUUUUUAUUUUUGCAUUGGUAUUUUCUUUUAAAUGUGUCCCUUUUGAACUUCAUUACAAAGUAUCCCAUCUAUGUUUUUCUUUGAUUCUCACUGCACUUGCCUUUAUUUUCAGAUAGUGCCUAAAAAUGUUCAUCUGUUGCCUGCUGACUUAAUUCUGCAUAACCUGUAACACUGCAUAUAGCUUUGCUUUAGAAUAUAUUUCAUUCCCACUAAACUUGCUGCUUGCUCUGAAAUACAUGCUAAUUGCAACAAUCUCUAUUUACACUUCAGCAGUUAGGAAAAACAAUUAUAAAGCUGCUGUUUCUGUGUAUCAUGUACAUUAACUUGCAAUUUUCUAUAAGUUUAAAAUCUAUAAGCUUAAAACAUUGUAAAAUGAAUGAAAUGGGACAUUAAUAGAAAAAUUACUGGUUGUAAAUGUUUGGUACCCAAUUUUGAAAUUCAUUAUAUCCACUUUUCUGCAUUAGAACAUUUUUUUAAAAAAAUAUUAUGUUGGAAGCUGUAUCAGACUCCAAAUAUUCCAUUUGUUAAUAAAGCCAGAUUUUUGGUUGAUUACAACUUAAUCAACAUUUCAUCAUUGAAAUGGAUUAUCUCACUUUUUGGCGACAGUGGUUUGCAAUUACACUAAUACACAAUCCUUAAGAAUUUUGUUCCAAACUUAGAUCUUUGGGCAUAAUUUUAAGCUAUCUUGGUUAUGUCUGUUAUUAGUACCUCCUUCACAUUAUUUAUUUAUUUAUCAUUAAAACCCCCCCCCCACACCACACCACAUUGUUGCCUUGUGUGCUUUUAAUGUGCAGAUAUGUAUGUGAUCAACUUGCUUUUUUUUUGGGCAAUUGCACCAAUCAGUCACAUGAAAUAGGUAGAUUGCUUAUCCUAUCCAUGCUUUGGGCUGUUAAUUCUUCUUGGAUGGUGGCAAUAUUAGUGGCUUUAAGUUUAAAGCUGGGACUGUGGUUGAGCAACCUACAAUGAGGUGAUCAGUGGUUGUGGUGGCAAUGAUUCUGACGCAAAGUGCAGGUGGUUACUGAUGGUAAUAUAAUUUGUGUUAAAUUGAAGAGUGGUUUACUUGUG
Pristis pectinata (smalltooth sawfish) is the source of this 5931-nucleotide messenger RNA. It is a transcript of the gene fbxo34, whose product is annotated as F-box protein 34. The record is from RefSeq and is a predicted model, not a curated record. Lineage: Eukaryota; Metazoa; Chordata; Chondrichthyes; Rhinopristiformes; Pristidae. The coding region runs from base 917 to 3163 and encodes 748 amino acids. The transcript has 7 exons. Gene Ontology annotation, molecular function: protein binding.